This is a messenger RNA of Heteronotia binoei (common prickly gecko), 1521 nucleotides long. It is a transcript of the gene MADCAM1, whose product is annotated as mucosal vascular addressin cell adhesion molecule 1. Lineage: Eukaryota; Metazoa; Chordata; Lepidosauria; Squamata; Gekkonidae. Gene Ontology annotation, molecular function: integrin binding involved in cell-matrix adhesion. The transcript is spliced from 4 exons. The record is from RefSeq and is a predicted model, not a curated record. Gene Ontology annotation, biological process: heterotypic cell-cell adhesion; integrin-mediated signaling pathway; leukocyte tethering or rolling. Bases 238 to 1521 code for a protein of 427 amino acids. Gene Ontology annotation, cellular component: membrane.
CUCUAAUACUGACCUCCCUUCCUUCUGCUUCAAACAGCUCUGCCGCCGAGGGCCAGGAACCCCUUGACCGUUCAUCCCAAGGAACCUCUGGUGGAAGUCGGGGGCUCCGUUCAACUGCAUUGUUCCUUGGAUUGCCCAGGAGGCAAAGUCCAGUGGGAGGGCCUAGACACCGACCUGGGAAAUGUCAUUUCCGACCACACGUCCAGCAUCCUGACUGUGACCAACGCAGCAGUGAGGAUGGAAGGCUUGAAGAUCUGCACAGGCCAAUGCCAAGGGAAGACCUUCCAGAAGACAGUGGAAUUACAGGUGUAUUCUCUUCCAGACACCCUGCAAUUGGACUCCCAGCCUGAAGUGCCAAUGAUUGGGCAGCCAGCCCAUCUCUCCUGUUUGGCAAGUCAUGUGUACCCUUCUGAUGCCUUCACGCUGAGCUGGUUCCAGGGAGACAAGAGGAUGGAGCGUCACGUGGAAGAAGAGAUGGAGGAUUCUGACCUGUUUACAUUUCGUUCCAAAUUGGAGAUCCCAACAGCUGUGGAGCAGACAACCUACCGGUGCGAGGCACGGUUGCAGAUUGGCCAGCGUCUGUUCAGUCAAAGCAGGAGAGUAACCAUUCAGGCCCAAGAGACACAGGAGGCAGCCACCAUGGCAGAAACCGCCUCUUCCCAGACAGCUACAAUGACAACUCUUUUGGGGACUCCAGAGAGACCUGUCUCUGCCACUGCUAGGAAUUCUUCUCUUGAGGCACUCACCCAAAGCCUUCCACCCCACCAUUCCACCAAGCAUCCCACCAUUGGUACUACCACAGCUUCCCCUGUCCUGGAAUCUCGCCCCACCAUGGGGAGACACCCUGCCCCCGGACCAGCUUCUACAGCACGGAUCCCCUUGGGGGAAGCCUCAGCAGUCUCUUCAAAGCCUCCGGGGCUUUCCAGCACUACUGGAAUGCCCCCCUCGCCGACUUCGACACCCCUCCCAGAGACCUCAGCUAAGCUGGGGGUUACUUCAAAAGCCCUUCCCACGACAGACGGGGAUCCUGCCACCGAGCUUGUCUCUACCCCAAACAGCCUUCCCACCAAGAGGACGGCUGCCGCCAAGGGGCUAAACCAAACUGUGACUGGGGCCGGUGCCGGUGCCCCAGGCAGACUCUGCAGGCCUGUGAUCACACCGUUCCCUCCCCAAGGGACCCUGGGGGGAAGGCUCCACAUCACUUGCCACGCAGUGGAAUGUCACAAAGACAUCCAGGUCCAGUGGGUGGAAACUCCUGUGGAUCAGUCCCGGUACCACCAGGAGAGGGCUGAGGGCCAGUCCAUCCUGGCAGUGGACAGCGUCCGCUCAGAACACCAAGGGCUCUACCAGUGCGUCGUGAUGACCAGCCAGCCCCGGAUGGCCAGCAUACGUGUCAAGGUGGUGCCUGGUGAUGCGUUCAGCACCCACACCAUCAUCACCAUUGGGGCAGCAGGCUCUGUCUUGGGAUUGUUUGUUGCCAGCUACAUAUCCCGGCGAGUGUGGCAACGCCACAGCGGCUAG